GCAAAAUGUGGUUGCCGCGAGCGCCAGUACCAGCAGUCCGGCGGCGGCAGAGCCGCCUGCUCGGCAAGAGCAGUCGACUACCACUAGUCGCUUUCAGCACACCUUCAAAAGACCGGAUCAAGAGGAGUGGACUUCCAACAGAGAACCAGAGUACUACCACGACCAAAGACGUGGAUUGCUGGUAUAAUGUUUUGUACUUCCAUUCCUAGAUUGUGAUACUGGGGGGCCUCAUAAGUAGACAUUAAGAGCUACAAAAGAGGUACCAUGACAUGACAUGACAAUCGCCGGGUUGAUUGCGUCACGCCCACGCGCGCGCCGGGGCCGGGCGUUCAUGCACGCCCGCGCGCGCGGGGGAUGAAAACGGGCAUUCCUCAGAUGUUUCGUGUCGUUGGUGUACAUCUUACAGAAACUAAUGCAGGGCGGAAGCGGAACGUACUAGUUUACAGGAAGUAGUGCAGGGCGGGUUUUAAGAGACUCCCAAGGGCAGGAAGACUGAGGUAGACAAGAGAAGCCGUCACAGGCAGAGAUACGUAUGGGACUUCGAGCAAUUAGCACGCAGUGAGAAUGGGGUCUUUCUUCAUGUCUAGGAGUAGGUUCGGGUUGUACGGUCUAGGUCUAGUUACAGCGUGGCAAGCUGACGCGAAGGACGAUUCUCAUACUCAAUUGUAUCGCGUGGUGAAAGUUUGGAACGUCUGCAUAUUGUUAGUGUUGUCGUCCAUUUCCUUACGUGAUUCUUGUUUUUUAGAAGCGGAAGAAAUUUAUCAUCGAAUAUUAACUAGGAGCAAGUUAUAGAGGAACAAAAACUGGUAUUGAUUUGGUAGGACUAGGAACUGACUCCACUUGCUUACUUAUAACAUGAAUUACAAUUAUUUGAAUUUCCCGUAUACUGUUCAGGUCCCACGCGAAAGUGUGUUUCCUACUGAGAGUUUGGGCCGCCGAGUUGCUCGAGAGCAGAGUAGGUCGGCCUCUGCGCGUGCCGAAAUGCUAGCUGCAGAGCGGAGUAGAACAGACGUGCCGACAAGUGCCGGACAGAGCAGGCCGUCAUCUGGACGAGACAGGCAUGAGCAGGCGAUUCCUCCACCUCCUAUGCUGGAGGAUGAGACGGACGAUGAGAAUGUGAACUACAACGAGGACUGCUGCAUUGUCGAAAGUAGUAACGAGGACGAGCGCUCACCGGAUGAAGAGGAUGAAGGAGGCGGGUCACAAGCGAUUCGCGGGGAAAACAUGCCUCCCCAUUUACGAAACUACUAUCGGUCUUGCAAUUACGGCAACGGCCCAGCGGAAGGCUCUACUGCGUUGGCGAGAGAUCCACAGCUGCGUGGGUUGAAUGGCGGCAGCACGAAAGGCGGUCGCUCGCACCACGUACAAUAUCCGCCGCGGCGAUUUUACGCGUCUAGUAAUCACGAUGAGCAACCGCGCGGUGAGC
This is a messenger RNA of Amoebophrya sp. A25, 1426 nucleotides long. Lineage: Eukaryota; Dinophyceae; Syndiniales; Amoebophryaceae. The record is from the annotation of a GenBank genome assembly.